Anolis carolinensis (green anole) is the source of this 1687-nucleotide messenger RNA. It is a transcript of the gene gap43, whose product is annotated as growth associated protein 43. The coding region runs from base 289 to 1020 and encodes 243 amino acids. The record is from RefSeq and is a predicted model, not a curated record. Gene Ontology annotation, biological process: regulation of growth; axon regeneration; axon choice point recognition. Gene Ontology annotation, molecular function: phosphatidylinositol phosphate binding; phosphatidylserine binding; calmodulin binding. NCBI's taxonomy places the organism in Eukaryota, Metazoa, Chordata, Lepidosauria, Squamata, Anolidae. Gene Ontology annotation, cellular component: cytoplasm; postsynaptic density; plasma membrane. The transcript has 3 exons.
CGAGAGCUGCCAGGGCACAAUUCUGGAAAAGAGACAGUGAGCGAGAGCAAGAGCAUGUGAAAUGAGCAAUAACUGUGGACCUUACAGUUGCUGCUGCUAACUGCCCUGGUGUGUGUCUGUGAGUGCGUGUGUGUGUGUGUGUGAGAGAGAGAGAGUGAGAGAGAAAGAGGGAGGGGAGGAGUGGAGAGGGUGGGGGGAGAGAUAAGAGAGAGAGAGGGAGAGAGGUGGAAAAAGGAGAGAGAAGGAAGGAAGGAAGGAACAACAAGGAAGAAAGGGGACAAUACAAUCAUGCUGUGCUGUAUGAGAAGAACAAAACAGGUUGAAAAAAAUGAUGACAUUGACCAAAAGAUUGAACAAGAUGGCAUCAAGCCAGAAGAUAAAGCUCAUAAGGCAGCCAUCAAAAUUCAAGCUAGCUUCCGUGGACACAUAACAAGGAAAAAGCUCAAGGGAGAGAAGAAGGGAGAUGCCCAAACUAAUGAUGUUGAAGCUGGUGAGAAGAAGGAGGAGCUCCUUGCCAAUGGUCUGCCCGAUGGCAAAGCUGCUAUUACAGAAGUUGCUCCGACCGAGAAUGUGCUGCCUGCAGAUGGCAGCAAAGGGGGAAGCACCCCAGCGGAUGAGAAGCAGGGGGAGGGCAAGGCUGACACUGGUUCAGAAAAACCUGCCCCAAAGGCCACUAGUCCUGCUGCUCCAUCGGAGGAAAAGCCCACUCCUGCUGCUGCAGAAACGGAAAGUGCCACUAAAGCUUCCACUGAUAAUUCACCAUCCUUGAAGGCCGAGGAAGCCCAAGUCAAGGAGGAACCUAAACAAGCCGAUGUGCCUGACACUGCCACCACUGCCGUUACACCCACUGCUGCAGAGGAUGCUACUGCCAAGGCAACAGCACAACCCCAAACAGAGACAGCAGAGAGUAGCCAAACUGAAGAGAAGACAGAUGCUGUAGAAGAAACCAAACCUUCUGAAAGUGCCCAGCAGGAAGAAGCGAAAGACACCGAGAGCAAGGCGGACCAAGAAAAUGCCUGAACAUUCAGAAAUGACUCCCUGUUGCCCUGCCCUCUCCCCACUUUCCCUUAAUUUCCCUCCCUUCCUUGUUCCAAUCUGACCCUUCUCCUACUCACGCCUGUGAGUCUGUCUACCUUCCUUGUCCCUUCUACGCCCUACUUAACCUCUUUUCUCUCUGUGUGGCAAACAUUUAAAGAAAAAAAAGCAGGAAAAAUCCCAGUCAAACAGUGUGGCUUAAACAUUUUGUUUCUUGGUGUUGUUAUGGCGAGUUUUUUGGUAAUGAUGAUCCAAUCAUUUUGGGAAAAUUCUUGCACUGUAUCAGAAUUGUUUGAUCUGCGCGUGCGUGUGUUUGUCUGCCCACCAUGAGUGCGCUCUUUCUCUCUCUUCCUCCCGCUUUCCUCCCUCCCUUUCUCUCUGUUCCAAGUGUGUGUGCAAUGUUGCGUUCAUCUGAGGAGUCCAAACCUAUUGAGUGAGUUAAGAAAAAAAAAACCCAGAACAAACCAUUUUUCUUUUCUCCCUUUUUCAAUGUGAUGAUGGAAUGAACUAUAGGAGACAAGACAAACGAGGCAAGAAAAAAAAGGAAAAAAGAGAAAAACACAGAAUGAGAAUACAACCCCAGUUUGUUUUAAAUAAAUAAAUAAUUAAAUAAAUAAAUAAACAAAUAAAGCAAAUGUGCCAAUUAGCAUUA